Molecule: messenger RNA, 1891 nt
Organism: Manihot esculenta (cassava)
Lineage: Eukaryota; Viridiplantae; Streptophyta; Magnoliopsida; Malpighiales; Euphorbiaceae
Product: xanthotoxin 5-hydroxylase CYP82C4
Exons: 2
Coding region: 112-1704 (530 amino acids)
Biological process (GO): defense response to other organism
Molecular function (GO): iron ion binding; oxidoreductase activity, acting on paired donors, with incorporation or reduction of molecular oxygen; heme binding
Source: RefSeq, a predicted model, not a curated record
UUUCAGUGGGAUAGUUAUGCCUUGCUCUCAUAGAUUGCCAUAUACUUGUCAAUCCACUGGAAUUGAAAUCUCAUAACAGAAAUCUAUUUUCAUCUCCAUAACCAAUUAACUAUGGACCUGAAUGUGCAAAGCUUUACAAUUACUGGGUUUGUUUCUUUAAUUUUCAUCUACUUUGUAUUGCUCAUAAGAACAAAGAUUGCUCCAACGAGCAGUACAAGAGAAGCUCCUGAACCAGCUGGUGCAUGGCCAAUAAUUGGCCACAUCCACCAACUAGGCGGAGCUAAUCAGCAUCUUCACCAAACGCUUGGAAACAUGGCCGACAAGUAUGGGCCAGCCUUCUGCAUUCGCCUAGGGAACUUUCGUGCUUUUGUAGUAUCCAGUAGGGAAGUUGCAAAAGAAUGCUUCACAACUAAUGACAGAGCCUUUUCUUCCCGUCCCGUCACAGCAGCAACAAAGCAUAUGUGCUAUAACAAUGCUGUGUUUGGAUUCGCACCCUACAGUCAACAUUGGCGUGAGAUGAGAAAGAUAGUGAUGCUUGAACUUCUCUCCAACAGUCGGCUCGAGGCGAUCAAGAAUGUCCAGGCUUCUGAAGUGGAUGCAGGGAUAAGAAAGCUUUACUGUUUGUGGGCUGAAAAUAAGAGCCGUACUCCUGUGCUUGUCGAACUUAACCAAUGGUUAGAGGAUAUUACAUUUAAUGUGAUUGUUAGAGUGGUGGCUGGAAAACGUUAUACUGCAGGUGCAUCUCAUGAUGGUGAGGCGAGACGUUGCCAGAAUGCGAUUGCUGAGUUUUUUCGCUUGAUGGGCAUUUUUGUGGUUUCCGAUGCAUUUCCUUUUUUAAGGUGGUUGGAUUUCCAGGGGCAUGAGAAGGCAAUGAAGAAGACAGCCAAUGAAUUGGAUGCCAUACUUGGAGGUUGGCUGGAAGAGCAUCGCCAAAGGAAAGUUUCCGGACAUGUCAGGACUGACGAGGAUGAGCAGGAUUUUAUUGAUAGGAUGUUGUCGGCGGAGGACAGAGGUCAUCUCUCCGGUUUUCCAUACGAUGCAGAUACUAGCAUCAAGUCCACUUGUCUGGCUGUUAUAACAGGGGCCAGUGAUGCAACAGCGACGACAUUGACUUGGGCCGUGUCAUUGCUUCUGAACAAUCAGUUUGCUCUGAAGAAGGCGCAAGAGGAACUAGACCUUCAUGUAGGAGCUGAACGUCUGGUGGAUGAAUCAGACAUAAAAAAUCUUGUUUAUCUUCAAGCUAUAAUCAAAGAAACUCUCCGCCUGAAUCCCGUAGCUCCACUUUCAGGACCUCGGGAAGCCAUGGAAGAUUGCACUCUAGCAGGUUACAAUGUCCCAGCUGGCUCUCGCUUGAUAAUAAACGUAUGGAAGAUCCAAAGAGAUCCAACAAGUUGGACAGAUCCACUGGAGUUUCAGCCAGAGAGAUUCCUUACAAGCCAUGUUGAUGUUGAUGUAAGAGGAAAACACUUCGAGCUCAUUCCUUUCGGUUCAGGCAGACGAGCGUGCCCAGGUGUAGCACUUGCUCUCCAGGGCCUUCAUCUCACGCUUGCUAGGCUCCUUCAAGCAUUUGAUUUGGCAAACUCCAACGACGAGCCUGUAGACAUGGCUGCAAAAUCAGGAAUGAAUACAGCAAAAGCAACGCCAUUAGAGGUUCUUGUUUCCCCUCGUCUCCCUGCCACACUCUAUUCUAUUGUCAAAGAUUAAAUUCUAUUUCCUCGGCGUCCAUGUGAUUAAUUAACCAAAUUGAUCUAAGCAGAAUCAGUACAAGGCAAUGUUGAUGGCUAUUUACCAACAGAAUAUUCAAUAAUAAACAAGGAACAAAUAAAAUUAACAUUUUUGAAUUUUCAUUUUGUAAAAUUUCACACACUAACAAACAAAAUUGAUUUUCACC